AUGUAUAAUCCUCGGUUUGAGACAAUAACAAAAACGGAAGUGCGCCACACUCGCACAGUAAAUGGAAAAGUUGUUGCAGAUGACUACGAUAGUCACAUCGACAGGGAUGUAAAAUAUGGGGCCUACUCAGCCAAACGCCUCAAGGGUAUUGAGGACAGCUAUAACAUUGAUGGCAGAAGUGAAGGGGGUCUUGUAACCCGUACAAGGGAAAUUAAUUUUGAGACAAUGCAUCCAUUAAAUUCUUACGCUGGUGGGCAGCUUGAUGAUCCACUUAUUCGACACCCCUCAGAUGGCGGCUCUGAGGCCAGUGAUAGGGAGUACCCUGACGCUAGACACAAUAGUAGGUCCAGUAUUUCAUCCGAACAGGACACUCCACCCAGGAAAGGAAGUACAGGAUCACAGACCAAAUCAUCCAGUGUUACCAUGACAAUGAGGUCCAACUCACAAUCUAGGAUGAGUCCAUCACCUGCUAAUGAAAUUAACUACAAUAUUAGCCUUCACAUUGGAGAGGUCAAGGGAGAUGGUGCAAAUGGCAAUGUCUACAUUGUCCUAUUUGGGGACAAAGCAACCACUCCCAAAAUCCAGCUGCGCAAAGCUGGGGACAGUCAGAAUAGCUUCAUACGAGGAGAUAUGUACAGAUUCUCUGUGAACACAGUUGAUGUUGGCAAGAUUGACAGGAUCAAGUUGAGUCAUGAUCACAUGGAUUUUGGUUCAGGCUUCUUUGUCAAGGAAGUGCUCAUCCAUGUGCCCAUGACUAAGGAGGAGUUCACCUUCCCAUGUAACUUCUGGCUAUCACAAGAGCGACAGGAGGUCAUGCCUGACAGAGAGACCACUCGCUCACCACCCAUCACCCAGCAGUAUGAUGUCUCUAUGCAGCUCGGCCGUGUGUUCAACCCUAAUGCCAAGCUCUACCUUCAGCUUUGUGGAGACAAGGGGGAGAGUAGCAGGAUCGUUCUAAGACCCACAGGGGGACCUACCGAUACAUUCCAGGAAGGAAAAGUUUAUAAGUUUUCAGUGGAAAUGCCGACUGUUGGAAAGUUGGAUAGGAUUCGUAUCGGCCAUGACUCCCACGGCCCCGACAAGGGGAUCUACGUAGACGAGGUAGAGGUGACGCCCAAAGGGGAAGAGCUCAUCUUCUUCCCCUGUGCCUGCUGGCUGGCUGAAGAUAUCGGCGAUGGCAAGGUGGAGAGGGACGUUCUCAUGGGCCACGCCCCUGCCCCCAUGGGGACAGAUGCAACACACACGGUGUCUGUACGGCUGGGCGAGGUUCUUAACUACAAUGCGCAACUGUAUGUGUACCUCAUCGGUAGUCGCGGGGAGACCAGCAGGGUCCCACUUAAGCCUGAUGGACCCCUGGAGAGGGACAAAUUCUACAAGUUCCCCCUGGCUUUGACUGUCGAUAUUGGAACCAUCGAGAAAAUUGUCUUGGGCCAGAACAGCCGUGGGUACGGCCAGGGUGUGUUUGUUGACGAAGUAGACGUCCAGCCCACCAACCAGCCACCAGUCCACUUCCCCUGCCAGUGCUGGCUCGCUGAGGAUGUCUGGGACAGCUGCACUGAACGCGAACUAGAGCCCGGGGUCCCUGUGGAAAAACCCUCAAACACGACGUACGAGCUGGAGUUCAAGACUGGCGACCAACCAGGCGCCGGGACGGACGCCAACGUGACCUUGCAAAUCUUCGGAGCCAAAGGUCAGACGGAGAAGAUAAUGUUACGCCAGGAAGGGCGCACGCGUACCCUGCAGCGCUUUGACCGCGGAAGGACCGACAAGUUCGACGUGCAGACCAUGGACGUGGGGGAGGUGUACAAGGUUCGUAUCAGUCACGACAACACCAACCCCGACCCCGCGUGGUUCCUGGAAAAGCUGACUAUUUACGUGGAAGACCAAGACCAGAAGUACAUCUUUCCUGUCAACAACUGGAUAACUAUAACCGAGAACGACACCAGAGCCACUGUGGAUAUGGAGCCAAUUUUUGAGGAGCCCAUCGCGAGGAUAGAGAGAGAAGUCCCCGUCAUGGCGGAGUACCCGUAUCUAAGCCAGCAAAUGGUCUUAUACACAGUCUCGUUCAGGUUGGGACCGCUGAAGGAUCCCUUCACAGAAAUCUUCCUGAUUCUUCACGGCGAGUCGGGCGACUCGGAGAAGAUACCGCUAAAAUCUGCUCACGGUAAUCGGCUAGUCAGCGGCAAGAACUACAAAGUUAUCACAGAGAUACCGGACAUCGGACAGAUCAAAGGUGCUACGGUCGGGCACGACUCCGUAGGUCCCAAUAAAGGAGUGUUCGUGGAAGAGAUCGAUGUGUCGGCCCCAGCUGAGCGACCCACUCAGUUUCCAUGCCGCUGUUGGCUAGCCGAAGACGAGGACGACGGACAGACAGUGCGCAAGCUCAGACCAGGAGAGACGCUGACCUAUCCUUAUGAAAUUCUGUUCAAGCUCGGCGAAGUUCUCAACCCAAACGCGAAGCUCUUCAUGGUGAUUUACGGGACCAAGGGAGACUCGGGCAAACUCUACCUGUCGCCCUCGGACGGCAGCAAAUUCGCAAAAGGUCGCAAGUACAAAGUGAUAGCUGACGUCAGGGAUAUUGGAGAUGUCGAUCAUGUCCGUCUAAGCCAGGAAGGUCCAGGAAGGGGCGUGUUCCUGGAAGAAGUGGAAGUGCGCGCCAAGGACAAAGACCCUGUCAUAUUCCCGUGCCAGUGCUGGUUGGACGACAGCGAAGGCGAUGCACAGAAAUCUCGCGUUCUCAGGCCUGGGGAAUCCUUCACCAAGCCGUAUCUAAUUCGAUUCAGACUCGGCAAAGUUCUUGACCCAGACGCCAAGCUGUACAUGGUCAUCCACGGCACUCAGGGAGACUCCGACAAACUCUACCUGACCCCCUUGGACGGAAGCAAAUUCGCACCGGGAGGAACCUACGAAGUCGUCGCCCACGUGCCCGACAUCGGCGACAUUGACGAGAUCGAGCUCGGCCAGGAAGGUCCAGGAAGGGGCGUGUUCGUGGAGGAAGUGGAGGUCUACCCGCAGGACAAGGACCCCGUUAUUUUCCCGUGCAGGUGUUGGCUUGAUGAUAGCCAUGGCGAUGGCCAGAAAUCGCGUGUCCUCAGACCCGGGGAUGCUCUCACAUCGCCAUAUGAGAUCAUCUUCAGACUGGGUGAGGUGUACAACCCCCGCGCCAAGCUCUAUAUGAUUAUCCACGGCACUGAGGACGACUCGGAAAAGCUCUACUUAACACCCGAGGACGGACGCCCAUUUGUCAAGGGGCAGACGUACAGAGUCGUUGCAGACAUCGGCGAUAUCGGAGACAUCAAGACCGUAGAGCUUGGCCAGGAAGGUCCAGGCAGAGGCGUGUUCGUGGAGGAGGUGGAAGUACGCGCCAAGGGCAAAGACCCUGUCAUAUUCCCGUGCCAGUGCUGGUUGGACGAGAGCGAGGGGGAUGGACAGACCACGCGUGUCCUUACGCCGAACGAGCCGGUCGCACCCAUGCAAGAGGAUAUUUUAUAUAACGCGACGUUCGAGACGGGAGACAUCCCAUUCGCUGGCACCGAUGCCAACGUCUUCCUACAAAUGACCGGAGAAGAGGGUACGACAGGCAAGAUCGAGUUCGGCCAAGAUGAUGGCGCACCCACGCGCUUUGGCAAGGGCAGGAUUGACAAGUUCGCUGUGGAGACCAUUGACGUUGGGAAGCUGACGAGUGUGCGGGUCGGGCACGAUAAUACCGGACGCAGCCCGAAAUGGUUCCUGAAGCAGCUGAUGAUCGACAUCCCCUGCCGCGACGAGCACUAUGUGUUCCCCUUUAACGACUGGAUCACUGGCGAUGAGGUCGACUUACAGCCAGAGAGAGCCGAGGUAUAUACAAUUCUCAUGAAACUGGGCGAGGUCCUCGACCCUCAUGCCCCCGUGCAUAUCCAGUUGCUAGGCGACGAGGGUGAGAGCGGCAAGAUUCAAGUUAAACCUGGUGUUCGGCCCACAGACAAGUUCGAGCCUGGGAAAGUAUACAAGCUUAUGGCCAAGGUCAACAAUAUCGGUCCGAUAAGGGCCGUGCGCGUGGGACAAGACGAGAAUGGGCCCAGCAAGGGCCUGUUUGUCGAGGAGGUGGAAGUGACGUCAUCACAAGGAGAGCGCGUCGUGUUCCCCGUCAACUGUUGGACGGUGCCAAUCCAAGACGUCACCUAUGACGUAAUGUUCAAGACCGGAAGCCAACCCGAUGCUGGCACUUCCGCCAACGUGUUCUUCCAGCUUCACGGAGACAAGGAGAGCACGGAGGAGAUCCUACUAAAGGACGAAAACGCCAACCUGUUUGCCCGCAGCGGCAUGGACAAGUUCAAGGUCGAGACCAGGGACGUUGGCAAGAUCGAAAGCCUUCGCGUGGGCCAUGAUAACGCCGGCCCCAGCCCCGAGUGGUAUCUGGAGCAAGUGUGUAUCGACACGAAGGAUGAACGUUCCGUGUUCAAUGUCAAUCAGUGGAUAGGAGGCCGAAAUCCCACUGUGGUCAAGGUCCGACCGGAGCCGUACGAAAAGCUACCAGACUUGGAUUACCGUGUGACGAUAAAGACUGGUGACGAACCCGAAGCCGGCACUGAUGCGAACGUGUUCCUGACGAUGUACGGUGAGAGGGGACCAUCUGCUAAAUUCCUGCUAAAGGACAACGAAGAUAGAAACCAGUUUAGCCGAGGCCGGACGGACAAGUUCGCCAUCAGGGCAAAGGACUUGGGAAAGCUUACCCGAAUCCGCGUCAGUCGUGAUAACGCGGGCGUCCGGCCUGGUUGGCUCCUGGACAAAGUCGUGAUUGACAUCCCGGCAAAGAUGGAGCAGUAUGUGUUCACUUGCAGAAAGUGGUUGCUGCAGUCCGACCCAGACGCGAUCCUAGAGCUAGAUCCAGAGCCCUCCAAGGAAAAUGUGUACACUGUGGUUGCAAAGAUCGGCGAAGUGCGCGACCCUGGCGUCAGCCCGUAUUUCGUUGUCGGUGGCGAUAAGGAUGAGACUGGCAAGAUCAUGUUACGGGACGGCUACAAGCAGUCUCACGUUUUCAUGACCGACCACACCUAUCGGAUAUCCCUCAAGUGUCCGGACGUGGGCAAGAUCGACAAGAUCCGUCUCGGCGAUGACGGAGGUGGCAAAGGACGUACCAUGUAUGUCGAGGAAGUGACAGUCCUGGACAAUUUCGGUAACGAGACCGUGUUCCCUUGUCGGUGCUGGCUUGGAAUGGACGAGAACAAUAUGGUCAUCGUCAGAGAACUUCUACCCGGCCAGCCUGCACCGGACGACGUAGAGGAAGUCUACUACCACCUCACUAUCCUGACGGCGGACAAGCCAAACGCCGGGACCGAGUCCAAGGUGUACUUCCGUCUGUAUGGUGAUAAGGGAGAGACUUCUGACAUUAUCCUCGCUGACGAGAGAUUCAAGAGAUUCGAGCGUGGGCGAGCUGACAAGUUUGUCGUGCAAACAGCAGACGUCGGAAAACUAAACAGAAUGGUAAUCGGUCAUAAUAACACUGGUGUGGACCCGCCGUGGCUGCUAGAGGAGGUCCAUGUAGAUAUCCCGUCACGCAACGAGCACUACGUGUUUAAAUGCGGGCGUUGGUUGGCAGUGGUCAACGGCAAAGACGAGACAGAGACGGUCCUUUAUCCAGGAGGCGACAAGGGACCUGUUGAGGAAAUGCCAAUUAUGGAAGAAGUUCAAAACGAGGCGGAGUCUGCGAGACCAAUACAGGGCACUCUUAAUACAGAUUUCGGCGAUAUGGAGCUUGAAGAUACCGACUACGAGCUCGAAUUUAAGACGGCAGAUGAGCCCGGAGCGGGUACGGACUGCAGCGUGUACUGUCAGAUGAUAGGUGAUAAUGGGGACACGCGCGAGAUAGACCUCGGCGAAAACAAAGACGCCAUGCAUUUCCAACAAGGACAGACGGACAGGUUCCGCAUCCAGGCCAAGGAUGUAGGCAAGCUGCGCACAUUCCGUGUCGGUCAUGAUAACCGCGGCUCGCGACCUCGCUGGCUUCUUGACGAGAUUGUCGUCUAUCACAUCGCAAGAAAGGAGCGUUACGUAUUCAAGAACAACAGAUGGAUCGGUGGACCUGACCCAACACCCAUCGACAUACCACUCGAUUCAUGGACUUACUGCCAGUUAGAGAGCCAGAUGCCGGAUAUCCCUGACUUGCUGGACUACAUGCAGUCAGGUAACGUGGAUAAGAUGAUCCACGCCGGGUUCUACCUGCAACACUUGUGCUACAACGACGACGACGUCAAGAACAAAGUCAGAAUCCUCGGCGGAAUCCCGAUUGUCGUGCGUUGCCUGAGUCACCAGAAUGACCAGGUCAGGUUCGCCGCCGCGUGCGUGCUGAGAAACCUGUCUUCUGGUACUAAGAGCGACCAGAACAAGCUGGAAAUUGCAGACUGCGAUGGCAUUGAAAAAUUAAUAGAAAUGCUACAAAGAUCAGACAAGCCUGAGCACCGGUCUGCUGUUCUUGUCGUGCUAAGAAAUCUCUCUAUUCUCGUGACCCUUCGCCUGCGCAUCCUAAGGCUGUGUCUACACAUGCUCGUCAUCAUAAUCAUCAAGACGUACUCCGGCUGGGAUCGAAAUGUCGCUCAGCGCGAUCCACCUAAGAUGGACGGUCAGUGGUCUGAGCUGCUAAGACAUGCGACGCGCAUAGUGCGUAACCUGUCAUCCGCUGGACUGCAGGCUCGGGAAGAUAUGCGUAAUGAGGAGUACUUGAUUGACUGUCUCGUUUGGAUCAUCAGGACGUCCGUAAAAAACAAGAACUGGAACGACGAGUGUGUGGAGAACUGUGUAUGUACGAUGCGUAACUUAUCGUACCGACUCGAGAGCGAACUCGACCGAGACAUCCACACAGAUGACGAAGUCCAACUGGACAAGGCCGUGGUUAAGGAACAGCAGAGCCAAGGAUGCUUUGCGGGCUGCGGAGGCGGCAAGAGCAAGAAGAAGAAGAAAAACGCGAAGAACUCUGAUAUGAGUCCCAUGACUAAUAAGGGACCUGCACAGGGCGCAGCCCUUCUGUACCAAGGUACCACCGUGCAACAGUACUUCAUCCUUCUGAAGAACGCGAAGAAUAACGAGACCUUGGAGGGAUCUGCUGGUGCCUUGCAUAACCUGACAGCAUGCUCGUGGAAGUGGGCCAUCAAGAUCCGCGGUGAUACGAGACGCGAGCAAGUCAUACCGAAUGUGAUCAGCCUGCUGAGGAUCGACUACGACCCGACUAUCCGCGCGUCUGCCAUAUUGCUGAGGAACCUGUCAGUGGACCGCGAGAACAAGAGGAUUAUUGGCGAGAAAGGCACAGGGCCCCUGGUGAAUCGCCUGCCGACCGGUGAACCUCGUGAGCCUCGUGUCAUAAACGACGCUACCAUCGUGUCAAUCAUGUGUGCGCUGUACCAGCUGGGCCAGAAAAGCGAGAAGAACGCCAAGAUCCUGCGUAAGACCACAGGCAUUCGGCGGAUGGUGCGCAUUGCCAAGUCACAAGAACGCUACGACGACCGAGUCGUACGGACAGCCAAUCAGACUCUAGCAAGCUUGUCUGCCAACGAGGGCUUGAAGGAACAAAUGAAGAACGAAGAUUGGGACGUUUCCAACGCUCAGAAUCACGACCUGUCCGAGUUUCCCGACGAAUUGGACAAGAUUUCCGCGCCCGGAACCCCAUCCGGAUCGAACAGAUCAUGGCGGAACCAGUCGCCACAGGUAGAUCGCGACCCCGAGCUCUACAAAAUCGAGCGACAAGGAGAGUUCUACCAACGCAGUCCCACCGCGGGCUCAGCCGGUAGAGCAAGCCUGGACCGAAUGCCACCGCCCUCUAGCCGCUCGGGUCGCGGUAGCACAUCCGGGAGUCAGCAUGGGAGCGAGGCUAGCGAUAAGCCUCAGAGCUGGCGUAGCAGCCUGAAUCAGCUCCCUCCGCCGUACACGUCAGACGACAGCCUGAGAGGAUCACGUGACGUCUACGAGAUGAAGGAUAGAAAGCCUAACGGUCCGCCUGUGGCGUCGCCGGGAAAGAAGAGAGUCCCGGAUCAGGACGACCCUAACGACUUGGUCUGAACCACGCCUUGACUAUAGGGUGAGGAGAUCGUCUCGCAUAAUUUGUCAUGAGCAAGAAGAACGGCGUUGCGGGGUGGCUGGGGGAUGAAGCGAGCCACGCCUCGGAUCCAUCAAGUGUAGUUAGCGGAGAAGUUGGCAAAAUGGAAGGGGUGCAGAAAUUGGGGAAGAUCCAAUAAUAGGGGUAUUCUAGUAAUGUCAUGAUUGAAAGAUACGGGAGUAGCCAUGCUUAUCUCGCGUAUGUUGAAUCAUAUUGCUGUUUUCAAUGUGCAAGAGGGCCCCUGCUUUCCUCUACCCCAAUUUCCUACCAACCCAUUAGAUUAAAUGUGCUGACACGGUCCUUAAAAUGUCAGACUAGCUUGUCUGAGGCCUGGGGGUCGGCUCUCCGUCAAUAGCAUUUCCCCCCAAGAAAUUCCAGUUAUUUUAAUCCAAGAUUAACAGUGACCUUCUUCAUAAUAUCUCCUCUGCGAACACUGUGACAAUUAUUUUAGACUAGAAAGGAUACACAUUGAAGUACGCUUUUGCCACAGGCUUAUCGAUAGAAUAUUUUUGGGGCCAGAUUUUUUGUUUAUCAAGACAACACACAUUUGAAGUAUGAUAACAUUUGUUGCCACUUUACGAGUGCUCUUAUGAUCCCGCCCACUUUGUAUUCAUUGAAACCUUCAAAGCGGUCAUCUAGAUUUGUUUGGGAUAUAGUGGGGAUACUGGCUUGUUCGCCAUUGGCAAUUUCCACUGUUUUUAUAGAAAUAAGCAAUGCUGUAAAUGUAUUUUGAAAUGAUGUCGGACGAAUGCCUUAGAUUAAAAGCAUUUUAAUAUUUUUAACUAAUAUUUGUAUUUUAGAGUAGAUUAGAUCAUCCACCUUUCGUCUUGUAUCGCGUUACUCACCAUGUAACUUAUUUUUUCUAAUAUAUUAAAAAUGCAGAAUUUUCUAUGCUAGGUAGAUAGAAGUAUAAAUUUAAUGCAAUUAGAUGUAGUAUAUUUUAGAUAUUUUUGCAUAUAUAUUUUGCACAAAUGUAAUUGAUAAAAGGGCCAUAGGCCGGCACUCCCUCCAAUUCAAUAGAUGUUAAUUCUCUGUUGAUUAAACUUAUUUGAAAACCA
Molecule: messenger RNA, 9123 nt
Organism: Nematostella vectensis (starlet sea anemone)
Lineage: Eukaryota; Metazoa; Cnidaria; Anthozoa; Actiniaria; Edwardsiidae
Product: lipoxygenase homology domain-containing protein 1
Exons: 48
Coding region: 1-8028 (2675 amino acids)
Molecular function (GO): protein binding
Source: RefSeq, a predicted model, not a curated record